Messenger RNA from Gossypium arboreum, 463 nucleotides. Its product is annotated as putative phytosulfokines 6. The transcript is spliced from 3 exons. Gene Ontology annotation, biological process: cell population proliferation. NCBI's taxonomy places the organism in Eukaryota, Viridiplantae, Streptophyta, Magnoliopsida, Malvales, Malvaceae. The coding region runs from base 36 to 302 and encodes 88 amino acids. The record is from RefSeq and is a predicted model, not a curated record. Gene Ontology annotation, cellular component: extracellular region. Gene Ontology annotation, molecular function: growth factor activity.
CUCUCGCUUACUUGAAGGGCAGUGUGGCUAAAACCAUGAAGCAAAGCUUUAUUUCUGGUGUUCUUCUUCUCUUCUUCCUGUUUCUUAUUUCCUCUUCCCAUUUAUCUGCUCGUUCCCUAGCAAACAAACAAGGAAAAGAAGAGGUAGAGCUUACUCAAACAGCGGAUAUGGAAGACAAUGAACUAAUGAAUCAGCUAUUGGGGGUAGAAGCUUGUGAUGCUGGAGAUGAUGAAUGCUUGAAGAGAAGAAUAAUCUCAGAGGCUCACUUGGAUUACAUUUACACCCAGCAUCAUAAGCCUUGAGGACUAUUCCUUGUAUAUAUUCUUGUUAAGUUGUUCCAUGUAUAAUUAAGUUGUCUGGGAACCUUCAGAAUGGAUUAUGGUUAAGGUUUAUGAAUAUGUAUGUUAGUAUAAACUUAAUUAUGAUUAUUAAUGUAAGUGUUAAACCUAAUUAUGUAGCUAAA